GAUUAUGAUGAUUUAUAUUUUGUUGAAAAUAUUGAUCAUCAAAAAGCAAAUGAGACAUGGAACAAGAUCAUCGACUUACUGAGUGAAAAAUCAUUUUCAUCAAGACAUCAAAUAUUCGAAUUUGUCAUACACGCUAUAUAUAGCUUUCUCAAUAUAAAUGAGAAUACAAAUGAAAUUAUCUAUUUACUCGAACGAUUACAAAAUGCCGAAAACAAUUUGUUAGAAAAAUCACCUGAAGUACGUAAUGUGAAUUUUAUAUGGAAUAAAAUAGCUAAAGAGUUUUCCAAAGAAAUAUUUUCAACUGAUCAACAAGCGUUGGAAUUUUUCACUCAAUUUACAAAUGGGAUUAAUAAUUUUAACUAUUCCGACAGUGCGUUUUUUCUUGAAAGGCUUCAUCUUUUGUUUGCUUUAUGCUCAACAAAUCAAUUCCCAACACAAGAAGCAUUUUCUGAUCAACUGAUUUAUAUUAGAAAAAUUGAUAAAAAAAGCAUAGAUUUCAUGUGGAAUAUUAUUU
Dentiscutata erythropus is the source of this 514-nucleotide messenger RNA. The record is from the annotation of a GenBank genome assembly. NCBI's taxonomy places the organism in Eukaryota, Fungi, Glomeromycota, Glomeromycetes, Diversisporales, Gigasporaceae.